Molecule: messenger RNA, 2008 nt
Organism: Ictidomys tridecemlineatus (thirteen-lined ground squirrel)
Lineage: Eukaryota; Metazoa; Chordata; Mammalia; Rodentia; Sciuridae
Gene: C8H6orf62
Product: chromosome 8 C6orf62 homolog
Source: RefSeq, a predicted model, not a curated record
GCGGGGGCGGGACCUGGGGGGUGGACGGCAGGUGGUCCCCGGGCGCCGCCCGGGAUUUGGGAGAGCCCGCCACCUUGGCCUCAGCCAUGCUCUCGAGAAGAUAAGUCGCACUCCCCCAUCCCGAACGGGGCGCACGCUCAGGGAGGCUCCCUGGGGGAUGUAGGACUCGGGCGCAGGGCUGAGCGCGUUGGGGUCCCGGGCAUCGACCAGGUCUGACCGCAGAGCCGGAGCAGCUGCUGUCCUGCAGUACACCCCUUUUCCCUCUGCCAUCAUGGUUCUCCUUGGCAGCAGCACUAGCAGCCGCCUGAGGGUGAAAAUGUGGGUGAUGGGGAAGUUGGUAAUGACUCCGCUGUUUUUUCUCAUGGCUCCUUUGGGCAACAGCUGUCCGCCCCCGGUGUACACUGUAGUUGAUUGCAGGGAAACUCUGUACCUCUCCCCUUCUUUCUCUACUGAUUUUGCACUUUUCUCUUUGCUCACCACCAAGUGUAAUCAAUAACAAGCACUGACGAUACAUAGCAAUAGUGAAAUCUGAAAUAACUAAGAACUAAUUAGGUACUACAGCCAUGGAUCUGGCUGGGUAAAAUCCAAUUGGAUAUUUCAGUUUCAUUCACCUACCCUGUUUUGGUGUUUUGUUUUUGUUUUUUUUUUGUUUUGUUUUUUUGGUAUUUGAAAAACAAGGAUCACACUUUCUCCCUCCCCAUUCCUUUUCUUAAUCCCUUUUCUAAAGGGGGAAAAUUCGAAUGGGUUUCAAGGAUUGGACUGGUGUCAGCUGUGUUUUACUGCACACCUAAAUCCUGAUAAUAGGCUUUUCAUUUCCCCUUAAAGCCUUUAUUUUAGCAGUGAAGCCAAAUGUGUUUUCCAGAAAGUUAGUUCAAAUACUUUCUCCUCUUUCUUUCCUUAUUCCCCUUCCUUUUUCCCAUCAAUCCCCAAACAUUAUUGUCCAGACAUGACUGGACAGCAGCUUUUGUUUCUUGACCCUGUAAUAUGACAGUCUGCUAAUAUUGCCAGAAGGUGCAGUUUUGGGGUUACAGUCGUGAUUUUAGCUAUUCAAUCAUAUUAGCAGGAAAAAAAAUGACUUGUUUCUGUUGUACUUGAGUCUUAAGAAAAAGUGCCCAUAGUUUAGUGACAAUUUCCAAAGGCUUUAGUACCACCUGUAUUUCAAAAUGGGGGACCCAAACUCCCGGAAGAAACAAGCGCUGAACAGACUUCGUGCUCAGCUUAGAAAGAAAAAAGAAUCUCUAGCUGACCAGUUUGACUUCAAGAUGUAUAUUGCCUUUGUGUUCAAGGAGAAGAAGAAAAAAUCAGCACUUUUUGAAGUGUCUGAGGUUAUACCAGUCAUGACAAAUAAUUAUGAAGAAAAUAUCCUGAAAGGUGUGCGAGAUUCCAGCUAUUCCUUGGAAAGUUCCAUAGAGCUUUUACAAAAGGAUGUGGUACAGCUUCAUGCUCCUCGUUACCAGUCUAUGAGAAGGGAUGUAAUUGGCUGUACUCAGGAGAUGGAUUUCAUUCUUUGGCCUCGGAAUGAUAUUGAGAAAAUUGUCUGUCUCCUGUUUUCCAGAUGGAAGGAAUCUGAUGAGCCUUUUAGGCCUGUUCAGGCCAAAUUUGAGUUUCAUCACGGUGACUAUGAGAAACAGUUUCUGCAUGUACUGAGCCGCAAGGACAAGACUGGAAUUGUUGUCAACAAUCCCAACCAGUCAAUGUUUCUCUUCAUUGACAGACAGCACUUGCAGACUCCAAAAAACAAAGCUACAAUCUUCAAGUUAUGCAGCAUCUGCCUCUACCUGCCACAGGAACAGCUCACCCAUUGGGCAGUUGGCACCAUAGAGGAUCACCUCCGUCCUUACAUGCCAGAAUAAAGGGCCGACCAGCAAAAUGAAGAAGAUCAGAGAAUGCAGCAGCAAUUGUUUUUCUUGUUUUCUUACCACUUUAUUUUUUCAGAGUUUGAAGAAAAUGGACUCAUGCACAGAACACUAUGCAUUUUGAAACUCGUUCAUCCUGGAUUUUUUUUUUU